This is a messenger RNA of Phoenix dactylifera (date palm), 2544 nucleotides long. Its product is annotated as translation initiation factor 3 (IF-3) family protein. The record is from RefSeq and is a predicted model, not a curated record. Gene Ontology annotation, biological process: ribosome disassembly; translational initiation. Gene Ontology annotation, molecular function: translation initiation factor activity; ribosome binding. NCBI's taxonomy places the organism in Eukaryota, Viridiplantae, Streptophyta, Magnoliopsida, Arecales, Arecaceae.
CUCCCCAAAAUUUUGAGUCCCGACCCGAACGCAACAUCUUUUCGUUGAUCGCUCGUGCCGUCCUGUGCGGCAUACCGUCAUAUACUUUCGAUUCAAUAGGUUAUGUAUUUCGUCGCCUAGGGUCCCGGGACCGAGGAAAGGCGGUUCUUUUCUCCUCUCGCGCCGCCUUCUUAGAUCCUUCGCUCUGGUUCUCCACAGCCAUCAGCACUUCCACCGAUCGAGUCCGGGCGAUUCGACCCCCUUCUUGAAGAACUAAUGGCGCUUUGGCAUCGAAUCAGAUCCACCAGGCUCGGAUCCCUCUCCCACCAAUGCCGGAGAUGGUACUCCCCGUUCCGCGGAGCCGCCGGGGACGCCGGAGCUCCGGCGGCGGGCCUCCCGGAAGGGCGUUGGAGGUCGAAGGCCCUGGAGUGCCCUCUUGGGGCGCCGCCGUUCCGGCCCACCUUGGGCUUCGAGCACACCACCGUGAGAUCCUUUGCAGCUCCCGUCCAGGCGAAAUCGAAACCAAAACCAGCCGCGGAUGCCUCUGAUGGGCCUCGAAUUAAUGGAGCGAUCACGGCUGCGUAUGUUCGACUUGUUACGGAUGAAGGGCAUGGUAUUGUCUCAAUAAGGGAAGCACUUGAUCGUGCAAUGAAGCUCAAGCUUGACUUAGUUGAGGUUCAAAGAACUGCAAAUCCACCUGUUUGCAAGAUCAUGGAUUUCCAUAGGGAGAAGUACAAACAAGAAGUAAAGGAAAAAGAACGUGCAAAAACCAAGUCUGCACUCACGUUACGCGGCGGGGAGAACAAAGAGGUUCGCUUUAAAGCAAAAACUGAAUUGAAAGACCUAAAAACUAAAGCAGAUCAAAUUACAAGAUUGAUGGAGCGUGGUUACAGGGUGAAGUGUAUGGCCAUGCCCAUGGGUAAAGAAGAUGAAGACCUUGGAGACCCGCUAUCACGUCUUUUAGCUCUGAUAGAAGAUGUUUCUGUUGUGGAAAGUGGUCCACAUGUGGAUUCAAGGCACGCAUAUGUGAUAGUCAGGCACAUCAAGUUCACAACAAAGAAAUCUGGAAAGAAAGCAAGCAAGGUUCUGGAUGCUGUGAGUAAAGGGAUCCAAAGUCCUGUUCGUAACACACCUUCAACAGUGAGUAGCAUAAUCCAAGAUGAGAUGCCACAGACUGAAGAGGAAUGGGAACCUACUGAGUGCAGUUCAGCAACUGAGGGUGACUAUGACCAAGUAGAAGCAAACGCUCAGCAUCUCACUGCUGAACCUACCCCAUCAUUAAAUGAAGCAUCCGAUCGAGACUUCAAUAAGGAAAGAGGUUGGCCGCGAUUCAAUGCAACCAAUGAUUUUAAGAAAGCAUUUGGUUUUGAUUCUAGAAUGAAGAGUAUUGAUUCUGGUUUGGGUGGAAGUACUGGUCCAGUCUUGCAUUCCCUUCCAGAAGAUAAUAGUAGUAAGCCAUCAAAUCAGAAAUUUUCUGCUGCUUCGGUUGUUGGAGGCUUUCCAGCUUCUAAGCCUGGACUUGACUCGCUGAAAGCAAAAAUGGCAAUGAAAGAAGAGCCUUCUAUUGUGGAGAUCAAUCGUUACAUCAAACGAAGUGAUCCGAAGGGGAGGUUCCAUCAGACAAAACCGAGACAGGGAAGUGCAGUACCUGAUAUGGAUCAAGGGAGGAUGCCACCAGAGCCUACUAGAAGUGAAAGUCAACGGCAUGAUCAGGCUGAUCAAAAGCAAAGACAGUUCCAUCCAAGUAAUUCUGCUUCACCAUCACCGAGCUAUGGAAGUUUCCGCAUUCGAAGUGCUGCCAAUCAAGGCAGAUCAUCUGGCAAUAAGUCUGUUGAUCCUAGUUCGUCACCACAAAGCUAUGGGAUUUUCAAUGCUCAAAAAACUGCUGCUUCUGGAGAUCAAAGGAACUUGGGAGAUUCAAACAUUGGCAAGUCCGAUAAUCCUGGUCUACGAAAACCAAGUUAUGGAAUUUUUACUAGUCUCGAAACUUUGCCCCAAGGUAGUCAAGCAAACUCAGGAGACGAGUCUGUGAGCAAGCCUGAAAAUGCCACGUCACAGAGACCUAGACCUAGUUAUGGAAUUUUCUGUGCGAGAAAACCUGCUGGCUCCAGCGAGCAGGGGAACAUGAGUGAUGCGAAUCCUGGUAAGGCCAAUAAUCCUAGCUCAUCACCUCCAAGAUACGGAAUUUUUAGUGCUACAGACACUCCUUCCACAAGUAAUUGAAGGAGCUAUGAAGGUGCAACUUAGUAUUUGGAGGGGAAAACCAAUUAAUCUCCAUUGAGAAUCCCCUGAAUAUUUCAAAAAUUGGUAGUUGAGAGCCGGAGAAGAGAUUAUUUGUAUGGCGGGCGGGCGGAGGCGGGGCGGGGUGGGAUGGUGGAAUAUUUGGUAAAGAGAACCCCACUGUUACCCACCAUAAGAGCUUUUUGAUAGUGAAUUCAGCAACUCCGAGUUAACGCGUAGAAUGCACUACCACUUUAUAUUCAUGUAUUUAUUCAGCUUCUUACAAUUUAUUCUUUCAGCAUUGCUUCAAAUGAAAACCCUAUACAACUUUCAUUUUGGUCGAUA